AUCCCAAAGAGAAAUGAAGAUUCCAAGCUUUUCAUUGCUAAUUUCUUUUAUUUUUCUUCUCCUCAUAUCUUCAAUUUCAUGGGCAACCUCUACUCGAAUUCAUCAUGAGAACUUUCUUCAAUGCAUGUAUGCCUCUGGCAACUCCACCUCUAUCUCAAAACUCAUUUACACCCCAAUCAAUUCUACGUACAAGUCUGUCCUCCAAUCCUCCAUACAAAACCUAAGAUUUUCGACACCAACCACUCCGAAACCUCUGCUUGUUGUCACGCCUUUGCACGAAUCCCACAUUCAAGCCGCAAUCUUUUGUGCCAAAAAACAUAGGCUGCAGAUUCGAAUUCGAAGCGGAGGUCACGAUUUCGAGGGUCUUUCUUAUGUUUCUGAAGCCCCUUUCGCUAUUGUCGACUUAACAAAUCUUCGAUCAGUCAGCGUUGAUGUCAAAAGCAGCACUGCAUGGGUUCAAGCUGGUGCAACAAUAGGAGAACUCUACUACAACAUUGCUGGGAAGAGUAGAACUCUUGGCUUCCCAGGCGGUGUAUACACCACCGUAGGCGUUGGCGGACAGUUCAGCGCAGGAGGCUGGGGCGUGUUGCUGCGAAAACACGGCCUUGCUGCAGAUAAUGUGAUCGAUGCUCGCUUAAUUGACGUUAAUGGCAAAAUUCUUGAUAGAGAAUCCAUGGGGGAGGAUUUGUUUUGGGCCAUUCGAGGAGGAGGAGGAGCCAGCUUCGGAGUUAUUCUUGCAUGGAAAUUAAAGUUGGUUCAAGUUCCACCAACUGUGACCGUGUUCACGGUCUAUAGAACCCUAGAACAAAAUGCGACCGAGCUUGUCCAUCGGUGGCAGAAUGUGGCAAGCAAGCUUCAUGAAGAUGUGUUCUCUAGGGUUAGUGUAGGAGUAGUAAACUCCACUGGCAAUGACAAGAAAAGGUCAUUGAGGAUUUCAUUUAGUUUCUUGUACCUUGGAGGGGCCACAAAGCUCUUUCAAUUGAUGCAAGAGAGCUUCCCAGAAUUGGGUUUGCUAAAAGAAGAUUGCUUGGAAAUGAGUUGGAUCCAAUCCACUCUAUAUGCUGUGGGAUUUCCAAUUGAAGGACCCUUUGAGGUUUUGCUCAACAGGACUCCCUACACCAGGGAGUUCUUCAAGUCAAAAUCAGACUAUGUGAGAGAACCCAUCUCUGAAAUUGAGCUAGAGGGGUUAUGGGAAAAGUUUUACCACGCUGAUGGAGUAGAGGUGCCUGAGAUGUUCAUGACUGCAUUUGGAGGAAGGAUGAGUGAAAUUUCGGAAUCCGAAAUUCCUUUCCCUCACCGAGCCGGAAACAUUUACCAAGUGCAGUACAAGGUGGGUUGGAAAGAAGAAGGGAGGGCAGCGUCUAGACGGCAUGUAGAAUGGAUUAGAAGACUUUACAGCCACAUGGCUCCCUUUGUGUCAAAGUUUCCAAGAGCUGCAUAUAUGAACUACAGGGAUCUUGACUUGGGCUCAAACGGUAAAGGCAGCGCCAGCUAUGGAAGAGCAAGCGUUUGGGGUCUUAAAUAUUUCAAGAACAACUUCAACAGGUUAGUGCAUGUGAAGAGUGUGGUUGAUCCUGGUAAUUUCUUCAUGUUUGAACAGAGUAUCCCUUCUCUCCCAGCUUGGAGGAAGAAAGGUGAUUAGUUUCGAGGAAGAAAAGAAUCAAGUAAUUAAUAAUCUUAGUAAUGCAUUUGUACGAUUUACUUCAUCAACAUUAAUAAAUUCUGCAUUAUAAAGAAAGAAAA
Messenger RNA from Malania oleifera, 1743 nucleotides. Its product is annotated as tetrahydroberberine oxidase-like. The transcript has a single exon. Gene Ontology annotation, molecular function: oxidoreductase activity; FAD binding. The record is from RefSeq and is a predicted model, not a curated record. Bases 14 to 1642 code for a protein of 542 amino acids. NCBI's taxonomy places the organism in Eukaryota, Viridiplantae, Streptophyta, Magnoliopsida, Santalales, Ximeniaceae.